GAAAUGGCGGAAGAGGUGCCUGAAAAUCGGACACAGGCCGAUAUCCCUGAACAACAACCAGAACAUCAACCAAAACAGGAACUAGCGCACCCAGAGGAACCACAGGUGGCUGCAGAGCCAGAUCCAGAACCUGAAGCUGUGCUGGAACAGCCAGAGACUACUGCGGAGCAACGUGCAUCGGACGAUGCUCAAGAACCGUUCGACCCACCACAAUACCCAAGUUCCGAAGAAUUAGAGACAUCGGUACCUGAUGCCCCUGGUGCUCACAAUGAUAAGGUGAGCAUCGACAACGAGCACACCAACGACACAGCCAAUCAAACAACAAACGAGACACAAAACAAUGCACCGGAGAAAAUACCCGAGACCAUACUCGAGUUGCAAGACAAUACAGUCAACGACGCCACCGACAAUGCACUUACCGACGUACCCCAUCAUUCCAUUUCCAAUAGGACCAUCGACGACGCAACCGAGGACAAGAAUCCGGAAGUUGCAGAAGUUCCCGAAUCCGCAGAAUCAAUUGAACUUACAGAACCGCCUGCCACUCCAAGAUCCGCUGAGUUCGAGCCCACGGAGUCGCGUGUUCAGCCAUCUAAUGAUAUAGGACCUAAGCAGGUUGUAGAACAGCUACAGCCUGCAGAGGCCAACGAGGCCACAGAACGUGCAGAGCCAGUGGAGUCCACAGAAAUUGAACAACCUGCAGAGCCGUAUGAAAAAAGCGUGGCUCAGGCCAAUCAAUUCACGACACAGCGCUCGCCUGUACCGCAACCUGCAUUCUCUAACCCCAAUUUCGCUCCCAGCACUGCGUCUUCUUCGUCUAUGUCACAGGCCGCAUCGUCUAUCCCACGAGCUGCCUCGCCUAAUGUUGCAACUUCAAUCAAACAGGACGACACCCCUGCACCCAUUCGGCAGCCUGUGCCUGUGUCUCCUCUGAAGCCCGUCCUUCCUCCAUCACCUUCGUCACAGGGCAGUAUUCCUUCUCAAAGGGUCGCUUCUCCUGCACAAUCGCAUGGGAAACAAGCGACGUCGUCCGGGCACAGAAACAGUGGAUCCGUGUCCAACUACGCAUCGUCAGGGUCGUUAUCGCCUAUGCAAAAACUUGCAUCUCCAGUGCAGAAGCCAACAUAUCCCACAUGUCGAGCCCAUUCACCCAUGCCCAAGAUUCACAGCCCUCUUGCACGUCCUUAUUACUCUCCCAUGAUGUCCCCGCACCAGACAAUGCAUUCGUACUCGCAAAUGGGACAUCCAAACCAGUCGAUGCUUCCCGGAGCCUUUCCGGGAUACGGGGGAGCUUUCCAAUCGCCGGUUCUUAGUGCUAGUGGCUAUUUGCCUCCAUAUACGCAAAAUGCCUACCAGGGCCAUUCUCCGAUGUACCCGCAGCAGCCGCAGUCGCAGCAGCCACCAGCUCACGAUCGUCGGUACAGUAGUUUUUCUGAGUCGAGUUUUAUGCCGUCUUUCCAAAAUCUCCGUGAUCUCUCUAUGAUGAACGGAAAUGGAGUCGACGGUAAAUUCAACGACGUUAAAGGGUCUGUGCCACAGCCCGACGUCGAUGGCGAGAAUAUCUUCCUUCUCCAGAGACUCAACGAUGCCAUCCCCGACCUAAGCCGCCUGCUUCAUGGAUACAAGGCUACGCAGAACAAACUCAUGGCGCGCGAGUCGGAGAUCAAGCAGAUGCAGACUCAAUACGAACAAUCAACAAUGCGAAAAGACUUUUAUAUCGAGGCACUACAAAACCAAAUGCGAAAGGCUGCAAAUGAUAAUGCGGAAGAAAUCAGCAAGCUGAAACACGCUGUCAAUGAAGUUCGAUUGGAAUUGGGUGAUCUUGACGAGAAGCACAAGGACCUACAGGAGGCUUUUGCUGAGUCGCAGAAAUCCAACGAGGAGCUCUCACAACAUAAAGCUGAGCUAGAGUGUGAUGUCGCAAAGCUGAGUACUGAUUUGACAGAGGAGCAAGAUGCCCACGAAAGGGCGAUAGAGGCUCUCAAGCAAGAACGCGAGGAAGCUCUCGCGACACAGGAACGGGAGCUAACGGAUACUUUCGAGGGCGUCAUGGCUGAAGAAGCGACGUCGUAUAGAGAAGCCAUGAAGGCUAUUGAGACGAAGUUGCUUGAUCAACAAAGAGCAAUGAAGAACGAGUACGAAGAGCAAAAGCGGCAGAUACAAGAAGCCUACGAUGUUCUCCAGGCGGACUCUGAUGCGAAGACUGCGGAACUCGAAUCGACUCAAACCGACUUGUCGGACACGAAAAUUAAUCUAGAUGCCAGUCACAAGGAAUUCGAAGAGACUCGCGAGAUUUAUAUAAAUGAAAUCGAAACCAUUAAUGCCGCGUUUAGCGACAAAGAGCGGCAGUGGGAAGAGCAACGGACCGAUCUCGAGACCCAGCUCUCGCAUAAGGAUGAGGCAUUGGCCAGCAUGGAACAGGAAAGGCAGAAAUUGGAGGGAGACUGCAUUCUCAAGGAGACUCAGCUGCAACAUGCCAUGAAUGAGAUGCGGGCGACCAUGGAGAAUCUGGGUAAAGACUAUGAACGCUUGAUGAAGACCCUGAGUAGCCUUGGAGAGGCGACUGAUCUGAAGAGUUCGAAGGGCGAUGAAUUCUUUCUGGAAAGCUUCGAUGAACUACGCCGCUCAAUCGUCACACUGUCCAAGGAACACUUUGCAUAUCUCCCAAUUGAUCCUCCCAAGAGUGUCCUGGCCAAGGUCCCGUCAGAGCUACCAUCGUUCCUGGAUAACAUGCCAGCAUCGCGCGAACUACGAUCCGCCUACAUCCAACAUGUGAUCUCCAAGACGCUAAACUACCGCAUUUUCCAACCUUUCCUCUUCACCUUGGGCCGCCGCUAUGACAAUGCAGACAUCUUCUUUCAAAUGCUGUCAAUGGAUAUCCGCCGCAAGUCCGUCCGUCGCGAAGCAUUCUGGCGCCAACAGACGCUCAAAGCGGCAUACACAGCCCCAGACGCAAAACAUUCCAUCAACAUGACAGCCUCCGUUAUAGUGGACGAGAUCGUCGACCACAUCAAACAUUUCGCGGACCCGACACAGCUCGAUCCACUGGUAAUGGGUGUGCGGAAGAUCGUCAAGUUAGCUGCGGAGACUUGGCGACAUGCGCGGAUUGAGCGGGGGCUCAUUGUGGCUAGUCUACCUGCGCCGGACGCGGAGGGAGCUUCGAACCAGGACUGGGAGGAAUACGGAACGGAUAAGAAGGGGGGUGGUAGUGGACACGUGCUGCUCCGGAUGUUUCCACAGAUCGCGCGCGAGGUGGCGCAUGAGGAUCUUGUGGGGGAUGAAGAGACGGAAUCGCCAUGCACAUACUCUGCUGGGAAUGUGCUAUAUUCGGAUUCUCCUAUCAUCAUAGCGCGACGGCAGGAACUGGCUGCGAGGAAGCGGAAAUCUGUGUAGCGUUACUAUUUGACUAAUUGUUAAUUUACCACUGUACUCUAUAAUAUUAAUGAAACUGGUUGUGAUCUGAGGCUGUGAUGGGAGUUAUG
Molecule: messenger RNA, 3479 nt
Organism: Aspergillus ruber CBS 135680
Lineage: Eukaryota; Fungi; Ascomycota; Eurotiomycetes; Eurotiales; Aspergillaceae
Exons: 3
Coding region: 4-3390 (1128 amino acids)
Source: RefSeq, a predicted model, not a curated record